This is a messenger RNA of Triticum aestivum (bread wheat), 1806 nucleotides long. Its product is annotated as probable sodium/metabolite cotransporter BASS5, chloroplastic. Lineage: Eukaryota; Viridiplantae; Streptophyta; Magnoliopsida; Poales; Poaceae. The record is from RefSeq and is a predicted model, not a curated record. Gene Ontology annotation, cellular component: membrane. The transcript has 8 exons. The coding region runs from base 194 to 1414 and encodes 406 amino acids.
AUCCAAAUCAGAAGGCGCUAAUCCGCAGUCAGUAGUAGUAUAACGAUCUUCAUGUCCCUGUCCCAAACUGCGGCCAAUCUCCGGCGCCGUCUCCUCUCCAUCCCCUCGAUCUGACGUCAUCCUGCUCCGAGCUCUGAAACCCACUCACACACAACCUGAACCCUCUCCCCCUCCUCGCUAUCACCGUGGUCAAAUGGCACCCGCCGUCGUGAGGCGGGCCCACUUCUCGAGCUCCUGCCCGUCGGCCGGCCGGCGGCAGCUCGGCGGGAGGGCGGAUCGGGUCUCGCUGGCUCCCCGCGAGGCCUCGCCGCCGCGCGUUUCAUGGGAGCAGGGAUCUGGGGUGCCCAUCAGGGGACGAGUCUGGGCCAAGGCCGGUGGUUCGUUCCAGCAAGAUCGCAGUGGGGUGGGCGCUGCGUCACCUUCUCCUCUGCAGGGUGUGGAGGAGGGCAGAGUUGAUUUUCUCAAGAUUCUCAAGAGUGCCAACUCCAUUAUUCCCCAUGUAGUGCUGGGGAGCACCAUUCUUGCGCUGCUGUACCCACCUUCGUUUACAUGGUUCACAACCAGAUACUACGCACCGGCAUUGGGGUUCUUGAUGUUUGCUGUAGGUGUCAAUUCAAGCGUCAAGGACUUCAUUGAAGCAAUAAAAAGGCCAGGUGCUAUCGCUGCUGGCUAUAUUGGACAGUUUAUUGCCAAGCCUUUCUUUGGAUUCCUAUUUGGCACUCUUGCAGUUACAACUUUCAACCUUCCUACUGCUGUAGGUGCUGGUAUCAUGUUGGUUUCAUGUGUGAGCGGAGCACAACUGUCAAACUAUGCGACGUUCCUGACCGAUCCACAUAUGGCUCCCCUCAGCAUUGUUAUGACAUCGUUGUCGACAGCUAGUGCGGUUUUUUUUACCCCAACUUUAUCUUACUUGCUUAUCGGCAAGAAAUUACCUGUUGACGUCGUAGGAAUGAUGUCCAGCAUUGUCCAAAUAGUGGUUGCUCCAAUUGCAGCUGGAUUGCUUCUGAAUAGAUUUCUCCCAAGACUCUGUUCGGCUAUUCAGCCAUUUCUCCCUCCACUAUCGGUGUUUGUGACUGCUUUAUGUGUUGGCUCACCAUUGGCUAUAAAUAUCAAGGCUGUUUUGUCACCGUAUGGACUAUCCAUUGUGUUUCUGCUUUUUGCAUUCCAUACAACAUCUUUUGUAGCUGGGUAUCAUCUUGCUGGUACUUGGUUCCACAAGUCAGCUGAUGUGAAGGCCCUGCAAAGAACGAUAUCUUUUGAGACAGGGAUGCAAAGUAGCCUUCUUGCUCUUGCUUUAGCAAACAGGUUCUUCCCAGACCCUCUGGUGGGAGUGCCUCCAGCAGUAUCAGUUGUGCUCAUGUCCCUGAUGGGGUUUGGUCUUGUCAUGCUAUGGUCCAAGAAAACACAAGUGUAGACCCCGCAAAACCACUGGGCUGGAUAUACUUCUCAGCGAAUUUUUCGAUGGCGUUGACCAAAUCGCCAAGAACAACCCGAUCCUUGGUGGAAAGAUGACGACUGCAGACCAUAGACGGCCAGGGUGCCAUGCCAAGUGAGACACCAGGGUCACCGUGACACGUCUGGAUCCUUGUCACUCUCUUUUCCUUUGAUCCUUGGUGAAAAGAUGUCUGUGUAACAUUGUAGGAUUCAUAGGGAUAACCUCUCCCUAGUUGAUUCUGACAGAAGAUAGAAAGAGAGAAGAAACCGACGUGCUGGUGGAUUUAUCAUCUGAUGAUGGUAUCCGUUUGCAUUUCUUGUGACAAAAAUGAUAAUAUCCACUCGUGCUGCCUAUGCAGCUGUUUUUAUUUU